Diaporthe amygdali is the source of this 783-nucleotide messenger RNA. RefSeq lists its product as uncharacterized. NCBI's taxonomy places the organism in Eukaryota, Fungi, Ascomycota, Sordariomycetes, Diaporthales, Diaporthaceae. Bases 1 to 783 code for a protein of 260 amino acids. The record is from RefSeq and is a predicted model, not a curated record. The transcript is spliced from 5 exons.
AUGAUAGCAUCUCGAGAUCGAGUUGCCAGACAAGAUUACGAGCACAACGAAGCACCAGAGCCAACUGAUUACCUACGACUCAAGAGCCCGAGCCGGUCAACGAUCAAUACAGACCAGUGGGACGUCAUCGACGUAGAGAGCAGCGACCGACUCGAAGUGCUGAUCGAGCUGGUCCAGCGCUUCGGGACACUUGCCCCCAAAGAACGCCAGAUCACCUUUACAAAUUGGUUGUUGCUGUGGGCAGCUGUGAUCUUGCUGAUUAUUCAAAGGAAAAACGAUUUGCAGCUUCACUCAUCCUGGGUGAGGAUGGCGUUCAACCGCCGCAUGCUCAAAUGGAAUGCUCAGAGCAAAUCCGCUGAUCUCGACCAAAUCAUCAACACGAACUCUCCUGCAAAGCUGCGCACCAAGUCCACUCUACAAUUCAAUUCCGGCAUCGAAUGGAUUUAUCUCGUUGACCGCCUGUUCGACACCUGGAUAGACAGGCCUUGGGCGCCGAAUUUCAUAAACAGAGCCUUCUGGGGUGUUGUGUCUGUCUCCACGGCUGUCGCCCUUUACUCGAUCUCAGACGAGCCGUAUCUAUGCGGGAAAGGGCGGCAGACAAUUCGUGGCCGUCACAUGUGGGGACGACAAGCGACGAUCGGGGUGGAAGCGGUGCAAUACAUCAAUGUUGGGGCAUGCCGCCUGGCUCGUUGGUUCUGGGAACGUUGCAUCUCUUCACAAUGCUCGGACGAGUCACAAGAGCCUGAGGCCGACAACGAUUACGAUUUCUGUGGGAUGGAAUGA